AUGCCCGACGAAAACGAGUUUCCAGAGAAACAGCUGAAGACGCUCGCGUCGCAAGGAAGCAUCACGAUCAACAGGGGCAUCUGUUCGUUGGCCACCUGUCGGCAGGUGCAAAACGCGGCGAUACUUCAGCAGACUGCCGAAUACAUAUACCAGUUGGAGCAAGAGAAGACUCAACUGUUGUCACAGAAUUGUCAAUUGAAGCGAUUGGUGAAUCAGCACGAGGGUGGCGAUGUUCCGAUCAAGAAACGCAAGCCGGACAAUCAAGGAGGUGUCGUGGUCAGUCUACCAAUGCACGUUAGCGAAAGCGGUGACGAAGGAUUGGGUAGCAUGUCCCCUGAACCAUUGUCGGUAAUAACGGUGACCACAGAGGGACAUUCCGUGGUCAACAGCGAGGUAGUGGAGCUGAGACGACAGUUGGAGAGGGAGCGUCACGCGAGGUUGCAUCUUGAGAAGCAAAUGAGGGCUAUACAGAGUCAACUCUAUCCGGAGAGAUUCAGGGAUAAUCAGCUGGUCACUUACCAGCCGCACGAGGUGAUCGAACACACGGACAACGUGAUUGCUCAGGAGACAGAGGAAGCGGUCGCUGCUCUUCAGGUAGUUUCCGUGGUGUCCUUGGCAUCGGUUGGCGCAACGCAAACCGUGGAAACGUCUAGUCCGGAUCCAAGUUCACCACCCCUAUCUCCACAGCCCGCCGACAUGGUACCAGAGGAGAUCAAAGAAGAGGAGGCUGGCCCGGGUUCGCCGAAGAUCGUGACAUUCGCCCAGAACCAGGUGUUCUCCGCGAUCGACGAACAGACUACCGGCGACUCGUUCUCCUCAUCCAGUCGUGUCACGUACGCUGCAAGUACAGGGGAGUUCAAGAACGCGUCGCCUCAGUACAUCACCACCAGCCCCAGCAGGCCAUUUUCACCGGCCGCAGAGCCGCAGCGACUACCCAGCGUCCUCGAAGCGGCGAUGAAAGCGGAACCGAAGGUUGAAGUUGAGAGGUUGCCGUCUCCAUCGAACUCCUUGGAUGACGGUUCCCCGCAGGCGAGGCUCUAUCUGGCUAACACCUCUCGACAGAAUCUGGAAACAAUCGUCGAGGCAAUACGUCACCUCGAGGGUGACCAUCUGUUCAGCGACGAGCCGGCGCAAGACGUGCCACUGGCGUUGACCAACAAGCAAACGGUCAACACGUCGGUGAAAUCGUCUACGGCGUCCAGCACGUCGCCCACGGCGAAGCAACGGCUACUGCAGGCCGAGUUCCUUCAGUUCCACAGACAGCAGCAGCAGACCCAACAGCGACCGGGCGUGAUCGUAGUGAAGCCUUCGUGAUCGAAAGGCGCGUCGCGAUCAGCAAACUGAACGCGUGCGUUCGCCGCGGCAAACUCGCCUCCGCUCGAGGAUAACGAACAAUCCAAAA
Molecule: messenger RNA, 1402 nt
Organism: Eufriesea mexicana
Lineage: Eukaryota; Metazoa; Arthropoda; Insecta; Hymenoptera; Apidae
Exons: 5
Coding region: 1-1314 (437 amino acids)
Biological process (GO): regulation of transcription by RNA polymerase II
Cellular component (GO): nucleus
Molecular function (GO): DNA-binding transcription factor activity, RNA polymerase II-specific; RNA polymerase II cis-regulatory region sequence-specific DNA binding
Source: RefSeq, a predicted model, not a curated record